UUACUGUGCCUGAAUAGCUGAUGACGUAAUAUCUUCCUAAUUUCUACGAAGCUGCGAACUACGCAUGUAUAAAAUCCAUCACGAUAUUAACAUAUCACAAGUCCGGCAUUUAAAAAUAUUAAAAGAAAACAUUAAUAUAAAAUGAUGCCGCUACACGGAAUCGCCUCGGUGUGCGUCUUGACGCUCUUGAUAGCAGACGCUGCCGUUAUCCAGAAACCGAAUCCGAACGAUAAAUCUGUGCAUUAUCGGCUCCCUAAUCAUACCCGACCACUGCUGUAUGAUCUCAAAUUAAAUCUACAUCUCGCGCCGGACAACUUCACGUUUGACGGCGAGGUGCUCGUGGACAUCGAGAUUCUGAACAGGACGAGAAUCCUCACGCUGCACUCAAAGAACUUGAUGAUAGAUGAAAACGUGACUCAUUUAAGGGUGAAAACCGGAUUCGACUUUUACAUUCCCGUCACGUACGACCAUAACAAUCUCACCGAAUCGCUGAGCCUUGGUUUCGAUGAGGAGCUGCCCAUCGGAUAUUACAUCUUAUAUCUGAGAUUUGUUGGUGCACUGAACGACAAACCAUACGGAUUCUAUAGAAGUUCCUACACCGACGAAGCAGGCAAUACAGUAUGGUUCGCCGGGACCAAUUUCAUACCGACCCACGCGCGUGCUGCCUUCCCGUGCUGGGACGAGCCGGCGUUGAAAGCUACUUUCAAGAUUGCCAUCAAGCACCGGUACGAUUACACAGCCAUCUCGAACAUGCCAGUUUUCGAAGUGUCAGAGAUCGACGAGGACGACGGAAAGGUGUGGACGUAUUUUGGAGAAUCGCCCGUCAUGUCAACGUACCUGGUCGGCUUUCUGGUCUCCGAUUUCCGUAAUAUAAGCAACUCCGAUGACACCAUCAACGUCUGGGCCAGAAGCAGCGCAAUUUCCUCGGUUGGUUUUGCCCACGAGGUCGCUCAGAAAGCGGCGAUCGAACUGGAACGAUACACCAACGGCUCCAUCCGGGUGCCGAAAGUCGAUCACGUUGCGCUUCCUGGCCUAUCGAAUAAGGAAGUGCAAAGUUGGGGUCUUGUCACUUACAGGGAAGCUAUGAUGCUGUACAAGGGCAAUAGUAAUCCAAUAGAGGCGUAUAAAAUUGCGGACAGCAUUACUUUUCAGUCGAUCCAGCAGUGGUUCGGUAAUGUUGUUACCCCGUCGUGGAACAAUGUAUGGCUGAACGGAGGUAUCAUCGAGUAUCUCAAACAUUACAUCAUCGAUAAGAUAUAUGAAAAUUGGCAGUUUAAGCAGUUUUUCUUAGUCAGAGUGCUGCAUAUAAUGCUUUUCGUCGAUAGCACCUUUGAUACGCAGCCUCUCAAUAUGAAGCUGAAUACUGUCGACGAAAUUAGUUCGAAGUUUCAUCCGUAUUCGUAUGAGAAUCGCAAAGCUUCUCUAUUUUUGCGGAUGUUGUCACACUGUCUUACCGAGGAAGUAUUUCAUGCGGGACUCAUUAAAUAUCUUAACAAACACAAGUAUAGCGUGGCCGAGCCUGAAGAUCUGUGGUCUGCUUUGCAAGAUGCAUUGGACGAAUCAACGCUACCCAAAAAAAAAUUCAAUGUUCAGGAAGUAAUGGACACCUGGAUAGGGCAGAAGGGAUAUCCGCUCGUAACAGUAAUUAGAGACCAGCAAACGGGAAAAAUGGCUUUCACGCAGGAAUCCUUCCGACCGUACGAAAACUUUUAUUUUAACGCACAAAAAAAUACCAGCAAGAUGGACGUCGCCAACACGCGAUGGUGGAUUCCGAUUAAUUUCGCGACUCGCUCCAAUCCGGAUUUCUCGUCAACUGUACCCACGGCCUGGUUGUCACAAAAAUUUGACGAGUUCGUAAUAACGAAUGAUACUGCACCGCAGGAUUGGGUCAUCGUGAACAUUCAACGUACAGGCUUCUAUUCCGUGAAUUAUGACGCGACAAACUGGUUGAAGAUCGCUGACUAUCUGGACUCGGAGAAUUAUUUGAAAGUGCACGCAUUGAAUCGUGCGCAAAUAAUUAGUGAUGCGAUGAACCUCAUGUUCGCAAACAAAUUGGAUCCCGAGAUUUUCAUGAACAUUACGAGGUAUCUGCGACGUGAGACGGACUACACAGUGUGGAAUCCGCUGUUCGUGAUUUUUGAGGAUGCGAUCAAGUUCUUCGCUUAUAAUAACGGGGGUGAAUUACUUAAACUCUACAUUCUAGAUUUAAUGACCAAUAUUGUAGAGAGCUUAAGCGUACAUGAUCGUCCCGAUGACAAUUAUUUUACAAAAAUAACGAGAUAUGAAGUUCUUGAGAGAGCAUGUGCAUGUGGUCAUCCUAUGUGCUUACGUGAGGCUCACGCACAGUUGAUCGCUUACUUGGAAAAUCCAACGGAGUUCGCAAAUAGUACUUCGUUCCAAAAGAAACAGUGGAUAUUCUGUAACGGUGUAAAGUUAGCAAACGAAAGUGUGUGGUACAAGCUAUUGUACAUGUACACGGAACACUCUGAACCGACAGCGAUAGACUGCCUCGGACACUCGAAGAACCUGACUAUCAUCGAGAAUUUCUUGAACAUGACCAUAUCCGAAGAUUUUCCAAUCCCGAAGCAAUAUGUUUAUCGUGUCUUCGGCUCUAUAUUAGCUGGCGAUUAUCCAAAUAUCGAAAUGGUGAUAGAUUUUACUACGAAUCACUGGGAUAAGUUAACUGCCAUUUACAGUCUUGAUGAUGCCACGGAUUUAUUACAUCAUAUUAGCUGGAGCGUUGUCUCUAAGAAACAAAUUCGAAAGAUAAAAACAUUAAUGGAGAAAUUUGACUUGGAAGCAGACGCCAUAACAGCUCGAGAACACAAUAUAGAUCUGCUGGAGACGAUAGUGAAUAAAAUUCGUCUAUGGCUAACACAUAGAAAUCCAUGUUUAUCUUCAGGUAACACACCGUGAUAGAUUCGUCAAGUGCAUCGACUGUGUGAACAAUAUGUAUUAGAAUUACAAAUAUUGUAAGUCUAUAAGAAAAGCAAUGGUGCAAAAAUAAAAACUACGAUUUCAAUAAUCAA
This is a messenger RNA of Ooceraea biroi (clonal raider ant), 3029 nucleotides long. Its product is annotated as aminopeptidase N. Gene Ontology annotation, biological process: proteolysis; peptide catabolic process. Gene Ontology annotation, cellular component: membrane; cytoplasm. The record is from RefSeq and is a predicted model, not a curated record. Lineage: Eukaryota; Metazoa; Arthropoda; Insecta; Hymenoptera; Formicidae. Gene Ontology annotation, molecular function: metalloaminopeptidase activity; zinc ion binding; peptide binding.